AUGAGUGGGGGUGGUGAUUGUGAGGAAGGAGAUGAGGAUGGCGGGGAUGGAGAGUUGCAAGAUGGUGGGGGUGGUGAUGGUGAUAAAGGAGAUGAGGAUGAUAGGGGUGGAGAGUUGCAAGAUGGUGGGGGCGAUGAUGGUGAUGGAGGAGACGAGGAUGGUGGCGAUGAAGAAUUGCAGGAUGAUGGGGGUAAUGAUGGCGAGGGAGGAGGUGCUGAUGGUGGUAAUAAGGAUGGUGAUAGUGGGGGUGGAGAAUUGCAAGAUGGUGGGAGUGGUGAUGGUAAUAGAAGAGACGGGGAUGGUGGCGGUGGAGAAUUACAGGAUGGUGGGGGUAGUGAUGGUGAGGGAGGAGAUACUAAUGGUAGUGGUGGGGACGGUGAAAGUGAAGGAGGUGGUGGUGAGGAAAGAGAUGUGGAUGGUGGUGGUGGAAAUGGUGAAGGUGAAGGAGGUGAUUUGUAG
This is a messenger RNA of Populus euphratica (Euphrates poplar), 459 nucleotides long. Its product is annotated as glycine-rich protein DOT1-like. Lineage: Eukaryota; Viridiplantae; Streptophyta; Magnoliopsida; Malpighiales; Salicaceae. Bases 1 to 459 code for a protein of 152 amino acids. The transcript has 2 exons. The record is from RefSeq and is a predicted model, not a curated record.